AACCAAACAACGUCAAAGAUCUUUUGUAUAAAAACAUACCCAUCAAGGCACAAAUUUACAGUUUGGUAGCCUUGUGAGUGCCAAGAUGAAAUUCGCCGCAGUUGCCUUCGUUUGCCUCCUCAGUGCCUUCGCCGCUGCCGAAGAAGUUGAGGAAUUGGGAUAUGAUUGGGACAACAUCAAAAGCCUGGAUCUCUUCGUAGAACCCGUCGGUCCAGCUGAGUACGUUCCUCCCCAAUCCGGACUGAGGAUUAUCGGUGGAAAUGUUGCUGCCCGUGGUGCUUUCCCGUACCAAGCCGCUCUUAUCAUCAACAACUCCGGGUUCUGCGGUGGAUCCAUCAUCAGCAACGAAUGGGUUUUGACCGCAGCUCAUUGCGUUGAUACAGCCAGCUCCGUUCAGUUGAUCCUUGGUGCUCACAAUCCCAGAACCACUGUGAACGAGCCCACUCAAGUGAGGAUCGUCGCCAGUGCUCGCAUUGUUCACGCUCAAUGGGACAGAGCAAACUUGCAAUUCGACAUCGCUCUUCUUAGGGGCGCCUCCAUCCCAGUUGGGUCAGCCGGAAUUUCGGCCGUUUCUUUGGCUCCUGCCACCUCUGGUACCUUUGCUGGAUCCACCGCCGUUCUGUCCGGAUGGGGUAGGACUAGUGACGCUAGCAACACCAUCGCCUCUGAAUUGAAAACCGUUCAAUUGCCAAUUUUGACCAACGCCGUUUGUGGAAACACCUACGGAACCAUGAUUACCAACCAGAUCAUUUGCACUUCUGGAGCCGGAAACCGUGGAGCCUGCAAUGGUGACUCUGGUGGCCCAUUGGUUGUAAGCGGUGUGGAAGUCGGUGUUGUCUCCUUCGGAUCCAGACUUUGCGCUGCCGGAAACCCAACUGCCUACGCAAGAGUUUCCUUCUUCCGUAACUGGAUCAGCACCAACUCUGGUGUGUAAACUGUGAUUGCACAUGAAUUGAUAUUUGCUUUGUUGAAAAUGCUCUACUGAAUAUAUGCGCCUUUAUAUAAGUA
Dendroctonus ponderosae (mountain pine beetle) is the source of this 1008-nucleotide messenger RNA. RefSeq names its product brachyurin. NCBI's taxonomy places the organism in Eukaryota, Metazoa, Arthropoda, Insecta, Coleoptera, Curculionidae. The coding region runs from base 86 to 934 and encodes 282 amino acids. Gene Ontology annotation, biological process: proteolysis. Gene Ontology annotation, molecular function: serine-type endopeptidase activity. The transcript has 4 exons. The record is from RefSeq and is a predicted model, not a curated record.